AUGUGUCACACCAGCUGUUCUUCAGGGUGCCAGCCCUCCUGCUGUGUGUCCAGCUCCUGCCAGCCUUCCUGCUGUGUGUCCAGCCCCUGCCAGCCAUCCUGCUAUGUGUCCAGCCCCUGCCAGUCAUCCUGCUGCAGGCCUGCUAUAUGCAUUCCUGUGAGAUACCAGAUAGCCUGCUGUGUACCUGUGAGCUGCAGACCCACUGUGUGCAUGACCCCCUCCUGCCAGUCCUCUGUGUGCGUGCCCGUGAGCUGCCGGCCAGUCUGUGUGACCUCCUCCUGUCAGUCAUCUGGGUGCGGCCAACCGUCCUGCCCCACCCUGGUCUGCAAGCCUAUUACCUGUAGCAACCCCUCUUGCUGCUGA
This is a messenger RNA of Rattus rattus (black rat), 363 nucleotides long. Its product is annotated as keratin-associated protein 12-1. The transcript has a single exon. Gene Ontology annotation, cellular component: keratin filament. Bases 1 to 363 code for a protein of 120 amino acids. The record is from RefSeq and is a predicted model, not a curated record. Lineage: Eukaryota; Metazoa; Chordata; Mammalia; Rodentia; Muridae.